Messenger RNA from Orbicella faveolata, 621 nucleotides. RefSeq names its product poly(ADP-ribose) glycohydrolase-like. The record is from RefSeq and is a predicted model, not a curated record. Gene Ontology annotation, cellular component: nucleus; cytoplasm. Gene Ontology annotation, molecular function: poly(ADP-ribose) glycohydrolase activity. Gene Ontology annotation, biological process: nucleotide-sugar metabolic process; carbohydrate metabolic process; ATP generation from poly-ADP-D-ribose. NCBI's taxonomy places the organism in Eukaryota, Metazoa, Cnidaria, Anthozoa, Scleractinia, Merulinidae.
AUGGCGGCCNUUCAUUAUUUUAGAAGAUUAACAAAGGAAAUGCCUACAGGUACUGUGACAUUUAGACGACAAAUGAUGACAUCUAGCAAAAUGCCUGAAUGGGAAAAAUGUCAGGCCCUUUUUGGCAAGCUGCAUGUCUCCACUAAGGGAACAAUAGAGGACAAUGGAGCAGGAUUCCUUCAGGUUGAUUUUGCCAACAAAUACAUUGGAGGAGGUGUUAUAGGAGAGGGCUGUGUACAGGAGGAAAUCAGGUUCCUUAUAUGUCCAGAACUGAUCCUGUCCCGGCUGUUUUGUGAGCGUCUUGAUAGCAAUGAAUGCCUUAUUGUAACAGGUGCUGAACGGUACAGUGAUUACAUUGGGUAUGCGCACACGUUCAGAUGGGCUGGGGACCAUGUUGAUGAAACAACCAGGGACUCGUGGGGACGACGGCAUUCCAAGAUCGUCGCCAUAGAUGCACAUGUGUUCCGCUGUUACACAGACCAGUUUCAAGCUGGCUUGCUCAAAAGAGAACUAGACAAGGCGUACUGUGGAUUUUAUCUUCCUGUAGAACGGAAAUAUCUUCCAGCAAUUGCGACAGGUUGGUUGAUCAUAAAUGGUGUAAGAGACUUAAUCAAUACAGAA